Colletotrichum navitas is the source of this 971-nucleotide messenger RNA. RefSeq lists its product as uncharacterized. The record is from RefSeq and is a predicted model, not a curated record. The transcript has a single exon. NCBI's taxonomy places the organism in Eukaryota, Fungi, Ascomycota, Sordariomycetes, Glomerellales, Glomerellaceae. Bases 129 to 755 code for a protein of 208 amino acids.
CCCAUGACCCCAAAACUAAUUGUAGACAUGUACAGGUAUAACGCGGCGGCGGCGGCUGGCUGUUGCUGUUGCUGUUAGGCGUCGUUGUGGAUGACACCAUUUCCCUCCCGGGAAUAACGUAGGUCGGUAUGCAAAUCCCUCCCUCCAAAACCGCAUUCUGGCACGCACAAUGCCAUGUGGUACGAUGGUACGAUUCUGCUGCCAACCGCACAGGGUGCCCGCGGGACAUCGGCGCGGCGCGAGAGACUCCCCCUCCCCCUCCCAAAGCUUGUCCGAGCGGCAGCAGGACAAAGUCAUCAGACUGCGAGACAUGUAUCCCAGCCUCCCCUAUGCCCAGCAAUAUGAUACUCGACGAUGAUGAUGAUGACGACGACAACGGACUCAUGCGACGAACACGCGGAACGGCGCCAACACCAAGGGAAGAGAAGAUGGGCCGAGUUUCGAGACUUGGCUUAUGCGCUGGCGAACCGCCCUUCAGGCAGUGGUUCCUCCGGUCUCUCUCUCUCUCUCCCCUCUUCCUCGUCUCUAUGAAUGACUUGCGCGAACAUGCUUGCGCCGGCCGCCCUGCCCCGGUGUCAGUCGCCGGCUCUCCUUCUCUCCCUCCCUCUGGCAAGCCAGCCAAGCGGGACUCCGACGCCAAGGCGCAGACAAGAGACGCCGAGGGCCACCGCCGACUCGUCGCAUCUUCUCUUCGCGUCUCCGGCGAUCAAGGGUUCCAGCAUAGUGUGCAUCCCGGGUCGUUGGGUAAAAAAUAAAAAAAUAAAAAUAAAAACCUAAAAAACCUUGGUGUUGCAAACAAACCUUCCGAGAGGGAGGGGGGGGUUAGACGACAGAUCCGAGGUCCCCAAAUCUUGCCCCAUCGUACCAUACAUAACAUCUGCUCUGAUCCGGGCCAUACGGAAAACCGCCGCCAACUCCCCUCCCCUCGUCACCGCCAACGGCAACAGACAGACGCAGAACGCUGCUCAAGU